Molecule: messenger RNA, 2776 nt
Organism: Ceratitis capitata (Mediterranean fruit fly)
Lineage: Eukaryota; Metazoa; Arthropoda; Insecta; Diptera; Tephritidae
Exons: 4
Coding region: 367-2748 (793 amino acids)
Cellular component (GO): extracellular matrix
Molecular function (GO): protein binding
Source: RefSeq, a predicted model, not a curated record
UCGAGUUGGUCGCCGCGAGAUCGAGCGUGUGGCAAGCAAGUGAAAGCGUAAAGCCGUGAUGAAAAAAUAAAAACAAAAUACCCUCUUAUAUAUAAACACAUACAUAUGUAACUGUGAUCCAUUGCAACCUAAUACGAGAGGACGUGAGAUUACCUGUAGUUGUGUCAAUGGCCAACCAACUACAACCAAAUGAAAAUUAUUUUAAUCUCAAACACUAUCAAUUAGUGAAAUAUUCUUAUCAUAAGCAUAUAAACGGACUAUAACAAAAAAAGAAAGUAACUAAUUUAUUAUCAAAAGGAGUGAAUUCAUGAAUUUUGGUAAAUUUUGUGCUGUGUUUGUAUUAGUGUGCAAAACAGACUAUUUGAAAUGUCUACACACUGUAUAUAUUAUUUGAAAAUAUUAACAUUUAUUGUGCUAUUCAGUGAAAGCUAUGUGGAUUGUGAGUUAAGCGUAAAACGCAAUGAAACAAGUCCUUCGCGCUGGCAGAAUUUAGUCAAACAAAAAGAUUCAGCGCUGCAGUUAGUCAAGCCAUAUGUACAAAUAACCGUUAAGGAUGAUCCACCAAAGUGUGUGCAGUUAAGAUGUAAAAUUAUCUGUAGAGGCCAUAAAGGAGAACAAUUGGAUGAGAGUAUAAAAAAUGCGCUAUUGGUUGAUCAGUCCAAUUGCACACAACUCACCGAGUUGCGUCUUUACGAUAUAGAAUUCACGAAUCAGACAAUCUCUGCGGGCUUUCUCGGUGAAUAUUCGCAAAAGGUGCACAGUCUGUACAUUGGCUCAUCGAAUGUGACACACAUUGCGGCCGGCGCUUUUGGAAUGGGCAAUUUUAAAGCGAUCUUCCUGGAGAAUCUACAAUUAGAGGAGUUACGCAAGGAUAUUUUCAAAAACGCAACAUUGGUUUUUAAACACCUAAGUAUCAUUCAACACAAUAAGCCGGUAACGGUUAUUUGCGAUGACUUCCUUGGGCAUAUUAAAUAUCAAAUAGAGAGUUUCACUCUACAAGUUGGUGCAACGCAUAUUACCAAUACAACGGCAUCGAGCAGUUUGCUGAACAAUUUAAAAUAUGUUGAUAUCAGUUACAACAACUUCACCAACACAUUCACCGAUGAGACGUUCCAGAAGAUGUGGGUUGUGGAACACUUGGAUUUGUCGCAUUCGAAUAUAAAUUUUUUGCCCCUUUAUCUCUUCUCACAACUCACCGAUUCGCUGUUCUAUCUGAAUUUGUCCUACAAUCAACUGUUCACCAUAAGCCGUUAUAUAUUCGGCCGACAUGCAAUAGAUGAUGAAUUAAUAAUCGAUGCCAGCAAUAAUCCUUGGGAUUGCUCUUGCAGCUUGUUGUUGGAAAUGAGUUAUAUACUCGCACACCAGAAAAUAUUCCCCUACUGUCAUGGGCCCGAAGAAUAUACAGGAUUGAGUGUACUGGAUUUGCGUUUGUGCUACGAUGAUUACAAUAUAACAACAACAUCUGCCAACGUGAGCACCCAACAUGAGAUGUCACCAACAACACCCAAAAUGAUUACCACACGUAUGCAAAUCGAUAUUGACUAUAUAUCGACGAAAGAGCCGUCUUCAACAGCUGCGCCUACACAAAAAACUUCAACAACAUCAAGUGAAGACUCUAACGAUGAUGAUGAUGAAAUUAUGCUGCGCUGCCUCUCAUCGACACAGGAGCGAGUGGUUACGUGGCAAAAAGUGCUCUGGCCCGAAACCGAAAUACAGUUAACGCAGUUGUCACAACUGCGUGUCGAGGUGACUGUGAAUACAAACAGCUCGCAUGACUCUUUCGGCUUGAUUUGGUUCAGUAAAGUCAUCGACGAUUAUUACAGCAUGACCGUUAAUUAUGAUCAAUAUGGCCUGGGUUGCGUUGGUCCAAUCAGUUAUGCCACCACCAUUGGCGCGCUCUUGCCCGAUACCACUUAUACAUUUUGUUUGGUUGCCGAUAAAAAGCUGACAAUUUCACCUUUCCACUGUGACUCGCUGCAUAUGAGCUCCAAUCUGGGUAUCGUGUAUAAUGCUUGGUUGUCGUAUGAUAUGCGCGCCACGGGCAUAUCGCUGACCAUAUUUGGCAUCGUGCUCAGUUGCUUCUUGGGCAUUACAGGUGUCUUUAUGUUAUUCAAACAUAAUCCGCGUUUGUUGAAGGGCAGUAAACGUGUGAAAACAACGGGAAAAAAUUCAAUAGAUAUUGUUAUCUUCCCACGGGAGCACUCCCUGGAAAGCCUUAAAAUAAAGGAAGAAGGCUUGGCGAAUCGUCACUCAAGAAGCACCUUCGAUACCAUUACAACCACCGCAUCCUUUACUUCGCAUACCAACACCAGUACGAACAACCAUGUUAUACGUCGUGGUUCGGAUAUUAGCAUUGAGAGUAACCGCAGCAACCAAAGCUAUAUGAAUGCCAAUUUAUAUGAAGUCAUACCAGCCUAUCUACGCCUACAAGAUGUCAGCUCAGCAGACUGUGCUCAGCACUCAGUAGAUUUCGAAUCGAUCAACAGUUAUAUGUCAACAUUAGCACCGCAUUAUACGGAAUGCCAAGAUGCAAGUUUAGUUAGUUAUGCAGAAGUUGCGCCACGUCGAAAACGCACUUCCAACGAUCCCCUACCAGCAUUGCCUACAGAUCGCGUGGAAGUUAGAUCAACAUCCAGCGGUUCGACUAUUGCGGAAGAAGACAUUCCUGGCCUGGUGCUAGAGAGUAUGCCUUAUAUUACAGUGACCGAUACAACUGUAGAUGAGGAGAGCAAAAAUGGCGGGGAGUAAGAGGGGAGUUGAACUCUUGAAUUUUCUU